This is a messenger RNA of Fulvia fulva, 1233 nucleotides long. RefSeq lists its product as uncharacterized. The transcript has a single exon. The record is from RefSeq and is a predicted model, not a curated record. NCBI's taxonomy places the organism in Eukaryota, Fungi, Ascomycota, Dothideomycetes, Mycosphaerellales, Mycosphaerellaceae. Bases 1 to 1233 code for a protein of 410 amino acids. Gene Ontology annotation, molecular function: zinc ion binding.
AUGUAUCGCGGUCGUGGUGGAGCUCGAGGAGGUGGGCGAGGACGAGGAAGAGGCGGAGGAACAGCAAGUGCAACAGGCAAAGGAGUCUUCGCGAACAAUAUAUGGCACUGCAAUUGUACGCCUCGACUACCCGCAGAGCACUUCAAGGUCAAAAAGGAGGGGCCGAACAAGGGACGCUGGUUCUACACCUGCCAGCAACGGCAACCCACGGGAGCCAAAGGUUGCGACUUCUUCCUCUGGGAUGAAGAGGCCAAACUGCGAGAGGAGACGACAGUGUUGGCGAACAGUCGCAACGAGCUGCAGCAGGACUUUCAAGACGGCUGGGAUGCCGGUAGAAGAUUGGAGCAUGUGCCAUCGUCGCAUAGCAAGCCUCUACCACAAGGCAAAGGACUCUUCUCCGGCACCAACAGUCGACCGCCAGCCCUUCGAGAGGACUCUGAGACGCCUUCACCUCCACCUCCACCGGACAUGCGAUCCGCCGAUGUGAGCAGGAAGCGCAGUGCGCGAGACAUGAUUCUGGACGAGGGUGAGGACGAUCAACCGUGGUCGUUGAAUGGAGACGAGGAGAAGGAGCUGGCAGAUAUGGCUUGUGUCCCAUCCGCUUUCGACACACCACAAAAGGCGCAGAACACGGGCGUAUACGCCACGCCAGCAACAUCCGUCAAGAAGAGCCGCCGAACACUACCAUGGCUACAGGAGCAAGAGCCCAUGACGCCUGCUACAAGCAAGAAGACGGUCAGCGACUACUUCGCCAGCCCUUUGACUGCGCAAGUAGACCGCAAGACAGUCUCCUUCGAGAUUGCCUCAAGUCCAUCGGAAGAAGCGACACCUUACACACCACUUCCACAAGCUCCAGAGAUUCCGUCGUCAUCCACCGCACCACUCACACCUUCACCUCCCUCCCGCCACAAGGACGCCCUACACAACCCAGCAGACUCCGCUAGCUCCUUGACCAGCGAAGUCCUCGCCGAGCUCGCCUCGAUCAGGCUCCCACCAGAGAAGCUGGCCAGCAUACGCAGCAUUCUGUCAAAACAUGACCUCAAAACACAGGGUGUCACGAAAGGAAGAGAUAUCUCGAGACUUGCUGUGAACGCGAGAGAUGCGAAGAUCGUGCAGCUGGAGUCGACGAUUGCAAGCUUAGAGGCACAAAGGGAACUGGAUCGAAGCGUUAUUGCGCAGUUGAAGCGGAAGAAAGAUUAUGGGCAGGAGGAAGAGGAGGAAAGUCAGCUUUGA